Messenger RNA from Eremomyces bilateralis CBS 781.70, 1215 nucleotides. RefSeq lists its product as uncharacterized. The record is from RefSeq and is a predicted model, not a curated record. Lineage: Eukaryota; Fungi; Ascomycota; Dothideomycetes; Eremomycetales; Eremomycetaceae. The coding region runs from base 351 to 1145 and encodes 264 amino acids. The transcript has 2 exons.
AUCGUCCUCAGCAAGGGAUCAUACAACGCUAACCGGAAGGUCUUCGCUCGGCUCCGCUCUAAGAGAUUCCUCUCUCGAGUUCGCAGAGUCCAUGUAGUGGACUGGUUUGGGUCUGGUCUGAUACCAUGUUGCCCAGUAUGGCCGUAUGCGGAGCAUGAUAUGUCUAUGGAACUACGCGAGGAUAAAACUUGGAUCCAAUUCCGGGCGCUAGUGAAGCAGAUGAGCAAUAUGAGACUCACUAAUUUCAGUCAGCUCAGGCCGCCUUGCCCGAGCCACUUCUGGAGCUGCUUAUAAGGAAACCACACUGUCGAAUUCAUAUCGACCUGCGAGAUGACCUGCCUCCUUGGACCAUGUCCAGCUACGACUACCUGUUCCCAGCCAUGGCUUCAGAAGGUCAGCUGUCAUCUCCGGAAUUGUUGACAUCAAACUUUUCAAGCUUGGGGAUCGUGAUCCGGGCAAAAGACGUACCUGCGCUCGAUCGUCUAGGGGAGCUCGUUGCUUCAUGUCACAAUCUCAGAACCCUGAAGGUGUCGUGUAUAGGAAGAAUCACCAGGCCUAUCCGACGUAAUGGGCAAGUCGAACCAUUCAGAAGGCCACCGAGAGGCCACCCUUGGAAUUGCCAAUCCAAUGAAUGUGGCGAGACCCUUCCAGGCUUGUUGGAGCUCGAGCUAUCCAGCUUUUGUAUUUGCGGAGACGUUGACGGUGCUUCCUAUGAAAACCUGCCGUGGCAGCAAUUACGGCGUGUCAAAUUUACCUGUCCUUCCUUUCUCACCCGAUUUGCCGGACAGAUGACGCAUCUCUGUGCUCUCGAGCUUCACUUGGAUUUAAGAUCCCCCGACAUUGAAUCGUUCUGCAUGGAUCCUUCAUGCUCUCCUUCAACAGAGGAUAUUGGACAAUGCUUAAGAACAUUUACGGGAUUGAAGGAGCUUCAUCUGGUCAAUGGUACGCACUUGCUUGAUGAAACGCUGAUCGCCCAAGUUGGUCCAACCGUUCGAUCGAUAUCAGCGCACCAGCAAGAGCAAAGGACAACUACGGAAAGGAUAAUCCUUUCUAAAGAGAUGCUGUUCACCAUUGCAGCAAUGUGCCCGAAUCUGCGUUCUUUGAGUGUGGAUAUGCUCGAUAAAUCGGUAUUGGUAGGUGCCUAGAAGCUCUACAAUGUUACCGCCAUCAAUUUGUUUCCAUCCAGCUUACUCAACUUUGAGACUUUUGCUAAUG